GGUAUACUAUGCAAGGUUUUCAACUUGAAAAUAUACAACAGCCGUACUCAAUCAUUACUAUGAUGCACUGGCAAUCUGUGUGUGUUCACUUCUGUCCAUUCCGUGCCUGUCUGCCUAUAUUUGUUAUUGUAAAAAAGUGUUUUGGAUGUUCCUGGGCGUGACCCUUUUUUCUUUGUGGGCUGUAUCUGAAAAGCAUGCGGCCAGUAGAAGAAGCUUGUUGGGAUAGUGCUGGAUGUAUGUACUGGUGGGCAUUACCAUUAUUUUCAGGGACACAAAUCAUUUGACUUGGUUCCCAAAGGAUUCACUCUUGGAUUUGUUCACUGGUCUUGUUCAGACUCCCACAAACCAGAGUGGGAGCCACGCAGUGACUGGUUUUGACUUCAGACUCUCGUUCUCAUUCUCGCUCUCGUUCUUGUUCACUGACUUAAGUUCCUAGCAAAUGAGAACCAGAAUCAUGCGUUGACUGAAAACUCUAGGGGGCUGAAAAGAGAACCCCAACUCAGUCAUGCAGGCUCAUUUUCAAACUAGUUCAGUGAAAAGCUGCUCAUUAAUGAGUUUGCCCCGUGAUUUUGUGUUUGACCAUUCGUUCUUUUAUUCAAUUCCGAUUCUCCCCUAGCCCCUCAGCUUUGUUUGCUGAUUGGAUUUUGUGUGUGUUUGGCCAUUCGCUCUUUCUGGACCUAGACUCUUGUUUUGCUCUCUGCUUGCCGUAUAGUGCUCCGGUUAGUUAGUGUGUCCCCAGCUGAACUACAGAUCCUUCCAUCGGGACACUAUUAUGGUGUUUUGCUUUAUUUGUGAAGGUAAGGCUGGGUGGAAUUUUAAAUCUCUGUUGGGGGUACGUGAUUCAGACAUUUAGUUCUCAGACUGCAGACUGAUUGGUUUGAAGCUCAGCAAAGCUGCCCCAUGCCCAGUAAACCUUUGAAGACUAGUCAUGUUUUAGUUGGUUCUGGACAUGCAGAUAAGGACCAGAUUUACUCAUGGGUGUGCAGUAGAUUUCCCUUACCCAUUCCCCACUCAUUUCCCUUAUCAUACAUCCUGUUAUGGUCUGACCCUAGAACAGGUCGUAACACUGAAAAUGAGAAUGGUUCAUGGUUCACUUUUGAACUAUUAUACACUUCAGGAAAAUGUACUUAGGCUUAUACGUGAACUACUUUGCAUCUUUUAGUACAUCAAGUAUACUCAAAUAGGCUCAAGGAAAUUAUACUAAAAUACUGAACUAGAAGGAAUCCACUAGUGCUAACAGGAUAUUUAAGUUACUUUUGAGUUUUAUUAACAAAAAAGUAAGUCUAUUUAGUCCCACAGUUGUCAAAGUCAGACCUGUUGGUCUAUAUUUAAACUUCACGUUUAGCCUGUAUGGUGGUUUGCAGAAGUGUGCCCCUUAUCAGACCCCCAGAGGAAAACUGACUCUACUGCUCUGACAGGGAGUAAGCAAGUGUGAUGAAGAGACAGUGCUCAGUUGCAAAACAUCCUACUGGAUCAGUAUUAUGUAAGCCAUAGGUUCUCCAUAUUAUAAUGUAAUCAUGUUUUGUAUUGUUGGAAAGGCAGUGUCAUGGGGAACAAGCUUGUGUCUUUCGAGGUGGGGUGCUGACUAAAGUUCUUGAUACCUAAGGGUCCGCACCCUGCCAGAUACAAAGGUUAAUCCGGUGUGGUAUGCUCACAGACAUAGUGCAGGCAGGAUCGUUGAUUAACUGUACAGUUUUGUUAUGGUUGAGUGUUCAUUUGAUGACUUGGGUUUUGCUUUAAUCUUUGGGUAUAAAAGGGAAAAGUUGCAGUGGUUCGGGGAGACUCGUCAGGACGACCUCCUGAGCGCAUUCAUGUAUAGCCAUCAACGGACGGGGAAAACCGUUUCUCACAUGGCAAGUCAACUGAAUUUCUCACUGGCCUCAUGAGUCAUAUAUGCCAUGAGUACCGCAUACCAAUAGCUAACUGGUUCCGACUUGUAACUAAAAACAUCGCUUAUUGGAAAUUGCCCCAUUCAUUUUCCCAUUGGCACAUUUACGGGAAAACAAGGGGAGUGGCUUGGUGACGUUUACACUUACAAGCUCUAUACAGCCCCGGAUUGGGCGCCCUCGAAUAACCGUUACAUAACCAAGCAACGCCUCUACAGAACAUUACACCGUAGGAAUCUUUGCACCCUCGCGGACCGACAGCAUGCAUACAUUGCAUAUGUGUUCGGCCGCUUUGGCUGUUAUUUUGCUUCUGUUGGGUUUAUUGAAAUAUAGAUUUCCGUACUUUGCGAAGGAUGUUCUGUACAUUUUUAGAGUCAUCAGGAUUCGGGUGCGUAUGGGAGAAUUUCUAAAGAAAAAACCCUUCUACACAAUUUUAGACUGUUUUUUAGAAGCGGCACAGAAACACCCCAACAAAACAUUCAUUGUUUUUGAGGGGAAAACGUUCUCUUACUCGGAAGCCGACAAACAGAGCAACAAAGUUGCCAGAAGUUUGUUGGAGCACGCGCGUUUGAAAGAGGGGGACACUGUCGCGCUUUUCCUGGGGAACGAACCAUCUUACUUGUUGAUCUGGCUCGGUUUGUCUAAGAUAGGAUGUGCUGCGGCAUUGUUGAACUACAACGUCAGAUCCAAGUCCUUUCUGCACUGCUUCUCCUGCUGCGCAGCAAACGUCCUUAUUGUGGCUGCAGAAUUAAAAGAUGCGGUUGAAGAAGUGCUGCCGACCCUGCGCGAGGAGAAUGUCUCAGUCUUUCUCCUCGCCGAUGAGUGUGACACUGAGGGUAUGGAGAGUCUCGCCGACAAGAUCGACCAGGCCUCGGAUGAGCCGCUGUCACCGGCGCUGCGGUCUAACGUGACAGUGGGAAGCCCUGCGCUGUACAUAUACACCUCUGGCACAACGGGUCUCCCCAAGGCUGCAGUGAUCAGUCAGCAAAGGCUGUGGGCCGCGUCCUUCGUCCAGGCCAUCGCUGGUGUUACCGCCGAUGACGUGGUCUACAACACUCUCCCUCUGUAUCACAUUGCAGGGUUUCUGAUUGGGUGUACUGGUGCUAUUGAAAGGGGUGGGACAGUUGUUUUGCAGAGGAAGUUUUCUGCCUCUCAGUUUUGGGAUGAUGUCAGGAAGUACGAUGUUACAGUGAUACAGUACAUAGGGGAAAUCAUGCGCUAUCUCUGCAAUACACCAAAGAGAGACAAUGACCGAGACCACAGAGUGAGACUUGCUAUUGGUAAUGGGGCCAGGGCAGAUGUUUGGAAGGAAUUCCUGAAUCGAUUCGGCGGCAUCAGGGUGAUGGAACUCUAUGCGUCCACUGAAGGGAACAUCAACUUCAUUAACUACACUGGGAAGAUCGGUGCCGUUGGAUGUGUGAAUUUUCUCCACAGGAAAGCAUUCCCCUAUGCACUGCUUAAAUACGAUAUGCUGAGGGAGGAGCCAGUGAGAGACCACAGGGGGCUGUGCGUUGAAGUCGCCAAAGGGGAGACGGGGCUCCUGGUGUCCAGGAUAACAACGACAGCUGCCUUCCUGGGGUACGCGGGAAACCUGCAGCAGACGGAGAAGAAGAAGCUGCGGGACGUCUUUCAGAAAGGGGAUCUGUACUUCAACAGCGGAGACCUGCUGAGGUUCGACCACCUUGGCUUCAUCUACUUUCAGGAUCGUGUCGGGGACACGUUCAGGUGGAAGGGGGAGAAUGUGGCCACCACUGAAGUCUCGGAUGUCCUUGUCACGGCCGACUGUAUCCAGGAAGCCAACGUGUACGGCGUCAGUGUGCCAGGGCAUGAGGGCAGGAUAGGAAUGGCAGCUGUCACAUUGAAAGAAGGAGCAGAGUUUGACCCAAACAGCGUUUUCAGCCAAGUCGUCAGCUACCUGCCUGCCUACGCUCGUCCACGCUUCAUAAGGAUCCAGGAUUCCUUGGACGUGACUGGGACAUUCAAGCAGAUGAAAGUAAAGUUGGUGGAAGAGGGCUUCUGUCCAUCUGCUGUCCCUGACCCGCUCUACUUUCUGGACGACAAGGAAAAAAGCUAUGUGCCGAUGACCCAGGAGAUUUUCCAUUCCAUAGAGUCAGGCAGCAUUAAGCUGUGAAAAUGAGCUGGGUUUUGUGAGUAAGGAUCAGGGUCCAUCAAGUCCUGAGAAUCUAUAUUCGAUCAAUAUCUGUAUCGUCUGUACAUCGCUCUGGAUAAGAUUGUCUCCUAAGUCAUUGUAAUGUAAUGUGAUGUACAUUUACCUGGAGAUUUUUCUGCUGAUCUUAGAGAUGUAAGUGUCUGUUCAAGUUUCUAAAAUUGUAAGUGAAUUACCUGUCAUAACCUGUUAUUACCAAAUUAUAAAGGCAUUUAUGUGAAACAGAUGUUUAGAAAUGUUUGUUUUUACACCUAAUGCAGUAUUUCUCUGAAGUAUUAUGCAUAAUAUGUUCAGCAUAAUAUGUUCAGCUGUAUAUAUACAUACAUAUGUAUAAGUAAAUUAGUGUUUUGAUGUGAAUUAAAUGACAUACAACCAUUCAAAAUGGACCUGCAAAAUGGGGACAUUUGAGACAGUUUUAUGCUUGCUCUUAUUUAUUGAUGAAAACAUAAAAAUAUACAUAGUACACUUAGUACACUUCUGUAAAACAGAAACUAUGGAAAACCCUGAGAGAAUUACAUCCCCUGGUGUGGCCCUUCCCAAAUCAGAGCAGGUCAUAGUUCAUUUUCGAACCUUAACCUUACCCUUAUAUUCAGCAUUAUAUUUAAAUAAAAUGUAUUCAUCGAGA
Molecule: messenger RNA, 4678 nt
Organism: Anguilla anguilla (European eel)
Lineage: Eukaryota; Metazoa; Chordata; Actinopteri; Anguilliformes; Anguillidae
Product: very long-chain acyl-CoA synthetase-like
Exons: 11
Coding region: 2149-4017 (622 amino acids)
Molecular function (GO): long-chain fatty acid transmembrane transporter activity; long-chain fatty acid-CoA ligase activity
Source: RefSeq, a predicted model, not a curated record